GAUCUGGCACAGAGGCGGGAAGGGAGCACAGCACCAGUCCUGAACAAGGUUUGAGCCAAAAGCACUCUGCUGCCCGACUCUUUACCGACAUUCCUCCGUGUGUCAGGCUCGCUGGACUGAGCCAAACGCUUCACGGUGCGUAAUUACGCACCGGGACGACAAAUCCGCGCAGUUUUUCGGCGUGGAAACCCGCGGACAAAGGAAGGCAGUCUGGAGUACAACUGACUUGAGAAGAGAGGAGUCCUAUUGGAGGGGAAACAGGGGAGUCUGGAGUCGGAAGUGAUUUGUCAUUUUUUUUCGGAAAUGUGAGUUGCGUCCAGGAUUUUUGGGGAAGAAGCGAAUCAGUUUGGAAACAGAGGAGAAAAGAACAAAAAGUGAGGUGGUGGUGAGUGGAAGCAGUCCUCAAACAGCAUCCAUACCUUCGGAGCAUGGGAGGAGUUGCCUGUGAGCUGUAAAAUGUUCCCGAUACAUCGAGAGAGGGAGCAGCCCAUCUUCAGUGCCAGAGCUCAUGUCUUCCAGAUCGACCCGGCCACAAAACGCAACUGGCUGCCAGCCAGCAAACACGCUGUCACGGUGUCCUUUUUCUACGAUGCCAGCCGCAGCGUCUACCGCAUCAUCAGUGUUGGCGGGACGAAGGCCAUCAUCAACAGCACCAUCACCCCCAACAUGACCUUCACCAAAACCUCCCAGAAGUUUGGCCAGUGGGCAGACAGCCGGGCCAACACCGUCUAUGGCCUGGGCUUCUCCACAGAGCAGCAGCUGCAGCAGUUUGCAGAGCAGUUCAAGGAGGUGAAGGAGACGGCCCGUUUGGCCAGAGAGAAAUCUCAGGAGAGGUUUGAACUGGCCAACCCUGCGCUAAACAUUGCAGCUCCAGAGGAGCUGUCGGAGGAGCGUCAUUCUCCGCCGCUGCUCACAGUCAACGGGCCAGGCGAGGAAAAGCUGUUUCGCAGCAAGAGUGCUGAAGUGGAGCUGACGGCAGAGAAGGAGAGGGUCAAAAAGAUGUUGUCUGAAGGGUCCAUGUGUGAGAUAAACCUGGAGGCUGAACUCUUCACGCUGCAGGACAGUAACUCCAAGCUGGUUGAUGCACUGCAAGAAGCCAACAGCAGCGUGGAGCAGUGGAAGAAACAGCUAGCUGAAUACCAGGAGGAGACCGAUCGCCUCAGAGACCAGGUGGCAGAGCUUGAGGCCCAGCUGGGGCAUCCUGCUGCUGGUCAGACUGCUAGAGAGGAGCUGAGUCGAUCACUAGAGGAGCUGGAAGCCCUGCUGAGCGCCAAAGAUCAGGAAAUUCACAAUCUACAGAGCAGGAAACCAGAUGUGGGUGAGCUGGAGAAGGAGAGAGAGGAGGCCAUGCAGAGACUCCAGGAUCUGGAGAGACUAAACGGCGACUUGGAGGAACGGGUCCAGAGUGCUGAAAAGACGCUGGCGUCGAGCCGGGAGGAGCAGAACCAGGCGGAGGGCGAGGUCCGACGCAUCAUCGACGUCCUUGACGUCAAAAUCUGUGACCUGAACGACUUGAGAACGAGCCUGGCAAAACUCAUCGACAAAUAGCCACAACAGCAGUUGGGCUGCAUCUCCACAGUCAGCACUGGUUCCACCCAUGUGGCCUUGAUUUGUGUUUCACUGGUUUAUCAGCAGAGCAACUAUCAAAGCAAUAUGUAAGAAAACAUACUUGGUGUUUACCUUCACGGAUCUGUGUUUUUACGAUCAGUGCAGGUAAACAACAAGUAUCACAAACCUCUGUUUGGUGUUAUGUGCAAAAUAAAACGUCAUAUUAAUUCUGCAACCUUGGUAUACUUAUCAUAAACAGUUGAUAGUGUCAUCUAACUGGCCACUACUUGUUUUUUUCCAUAUCCCAGUUCCCAGCAGCUUCAUGUCCUUCUGCCACUGAAGAGGAAUAAUAUGAUAUUUAAAACACAUUUUAACUAUGUUCACCAUCUGCCAUCACUGAACACUCUGAAAGCUUUUGAUCAAUCUGCUCUGGAAGAAUGGCGUCCUCUUCCUCUUUUUGAGGCCAUAGAAAAAUUUGACCAGGUGGUUUACAAUGUGAAAUACUGAGUAGUGGCUGCUAGAAGCUGACAGUCUUUUCAGUGAUGGUCUCAUUUGUUUAUGAUAUUAUUACUGAUGUCUCAAAAGGACUGAACCUAUCAUUUAUUGGUAGCAAAUAAUACACAUUUCUAAAGAGCCACUAAACUGAUUUUAAGCUUGCUAUUUUGCAAAAGUAGACAACAAAGGACUUUCUACUUGUUAGUCUAAUUUGUUUAAUUUAUCUUUAUUUAAUACAAAGCGGGCAAUCCACUUGUAUUUGAAUAUUCUCUUACUGAAUUAGGGGCAAGAGCAGUGGUAAAUCUAGGAAAGAAUCAAACGAUAAUGGCCCGGCAGUGUUUAAUUAAAGCCUGUGGUGUUCUGUUUUCCUGCAGAGCUCGAGGUUUCAACCAAUCAACCAGGUCAGAGCACAGACAGUAAAACUGCAGUCCUGUAACAGCAGGACAUUCAUCAGGAAUUGAGAUUGUUCAAAAAAUAAAGUUUGAUGGACACUUACAUUUUUACUCUUAUAUUAAACAUAAAAAUGUGUUCAUAAUUCUGGACAUUUGGUUAAUAGAAAAAACAAAGUGACCGUUUUGUUCACUGCAGUUUGGCAGAAGACUUUGAAACUUUACACAGCUGGAGGCCCACACAUAAUAAUAGUCCUGUAUGAAAAAGCAUUUUAUUGUUUGCAUUUUCUCGUAAUUAUAAUUGGUAGUCACUGCGAGAAAGACAACUGAAAAAAAUCCAGACUAGAUAUCUGCUUUUACACAAUACCAACCUUUGAGUUCAUCUUCAUGUGACCCCUUUCCUUUAACACUGUGGAGAUGCACCCAGUGGGAGUGUGGUCAGUGUAAUGACACAAUGAGGCAAAGACCCUGAAUAAAGUCAGCUCCAGUUCACCAUCAGCAGCCUGGGCUGGUCUCAAACCAGCCAGAGCAUCAGCAAACUCAGAGAUGCAACAACUUGCUCCCAUUCCUCUGAGGAUCUUCAGCGUUCGGCCGUUUUAUGUUCAUGUUUCAUGAGGACUGCUCUUUUCUCACCACUUUAUUCUAUUAUUCAUGUUCAUCGAUGGGUUACUCACAGUCAGGAUGGGAAAUCAGACAUGGCUACCGGCUGAAUUUCUGCUAAAUUCAAGCUGUAGGUGUUAGGUAUGUCCUCUCCACCAGGCCACUUUGAAGUAAAGGUCCAUGUGUGUCACUGUGGUCUGUGGACAGAGACGCUGCUUUCUCAGCCUGUUGAGUUCAACCUGAGACUGCACUUGAUUAUAUUUGUGCCAAGUUUGAUUUUGUUUACAUGUGUCAGUGUUCACAGAAUAAUCCAGUUCUACUUCAUGUACUUUUUCUGUGUUGCUUAACACUAUAAUUUACCAUAACGGUAAUAAUAACCCUAGAGAGGCUCAGCGGAGCCGCAGAGCAUAGAUCACUAUGAGAGCACUGCAUGAGCUCUGCAGAAGUCCUGUACCUGCCAAGGAAUGUGAAGCUGUGCGAGUGUGUGUGUGCACAAUACUUUGCAGGGUACAACUGGAGACUGCUAGUAAGUUUAGUAAAUAGGUACUUAAUUGACUUGCCUGUCAGCUUUAUAUGUGAACUUCUGAUGCACAGUAGCUAUCAAUCUUUGCUUCUCGCCCCCUGAUGAGCUGAUCCCUUCAUAUUCGACAGUAAUAUACGCUCAAAUAAGGUGCAAUAUUUUGCAGCCGAUGAUGCAGUAACUGCCAGAUUCAUACUAAUGUGUCAAAAUGAGAGGUCAUAACAAAAUCCGUUAAAGCGAUAAACUAUCAGAUAAUGUACUAGAAACUGUUUGUUACCUGCAAUUAGUACUUUGUAAGGGUUGUGCCAUUUUCAACUGAUGGUGUAUUAUAACCACAAUUUAUAUUAUAGCUUAAGUUAUUUUUUCUGUCUUACAAGUUAAUACAGAAAAAUAUCAACUUUACAGUCCGACAACUCAACAAGCAUGAUGUUGCUAUUUAUCUUCAGUAAAUUAAGAUUGCCAUUUCAUCAUUGUGACAAGUUACUUCACUAUCUGGGAGUUCUGACCAGCUGCUACAUGCAAGCAUCUCUGAAUUAGCAAUAAGGUUUCCAGCAUAAAUGCCUGUUCAUGGUUAAUAUACGUAGUUUGUAGGUGAAGGGGACCUCUGCAAACCCUGUUCCCAUCCAUUUUAACAGAAGUGUUUUUUCACAACUGUGUUUUUUUUGGCUUCACCAGAUUAUGACAGAUUUCUACCAGCCUAUUAUCAAGCAUAAAGAAAAUAUGGAGAGCCAUCGGCUCCUCGGCAUGAGCUCUUUACAGUUGAUGUCAGAAACACUUUGCUUCACAACAGCCUUAUUCCAGUGUAUCAUUAAUGCACAAGAACACUGUGCCUACAGAGUGGUAUCUGUAUACACAGAAAAAAAGACUGUCCUCUAACUGUUAGGCCCAAUUUCUCCCCCUAUUGUCUGACCUCUCUAUUGAGAGGCCGGGGGGACAACAUAGGACUCCUUUCUGGAUCAAUUAAGUAUUGGGUUAAUGUACAUUAAAGGGUGUAACACCACAUUAAAGAGUUUUAGGUACACAAUAGGAUCAGCUGUGUUGUAAUUUUGUUAUAGAAUGUGAAUCAGAUCUUCAGUGUUAUUGUGUAUUUACAAGUUUGAGGAGAAGUCCACCAUGUCCUUGCGACUAUUUAGGGACCUGUUGGUGAUGAACAUAUUCUGUUACAUUAACGGCAAUAAACAGAAUGUUUGAAUAUCUGAGGGUGGAUUCCUCCUAAAAUACACUGGAAUAAGGCCUUUUUUAAAAAACAUCUGUUACAAGUUACAGUUACGAGACAAUGCAGUACCAAAGAUGCACCACUGUCAUGGGAAAGCCACAACUGGAAUAAACAUCUUCUGCAUGAUGCUGAAGUUCAUCUCAGAUUUUUUUUUUUUACAUUUUGAUUUGAAGAGCUUAGUGUUGAGAACAUUUUACCUUUCAUUGAGACUCAAAAUACCUCACUUAGUUGUGGUUAGUUUCAUUGAAGUAUUGGUACAUUGAGAGGAAAACUGCCGACUGGUGUUUGUCAGUUCACGUUGGCUAUUUUGUUUCACAAGAACUGAAUUUGAGAAGAGCAGGUGUUUGUAUGGUAUGUGACAUUGUGAGAUGAGUUCCUUAUAUUUGUAUAGAAUUGUUUAACAUUAAAACUCAGUCAUGCAAUGUCACGGCUGUGGUCUUUGUGUGAUUGG
Anoplopoma fimbria (sablefish) is the source of this 5219-nucleotide messenger RNA. RefSeq names its product homer protein homolog 3-like. The transcript has 10 exons. Bases 457 to 1548 code for a protein of 363 amino acids. The record is from RefSeq and is a predicted model, not a curated record. Gene Ontology annotation, cellular component: dendrite; cytoplasm; plasma membrane. Gene Ontology annotation, biological process: regulation of store-operated calcium entry; G protein-coupled glutamate receptor signaling pathway. NCBI's taxonomy places the organism in Eukaryota, Metazoa, Chordata, Actinopteri, Perciformes, Anoplopomatidae. Gene Ontology annotation, molecular function: G protein-coupled glutamate receptor binding.